Messenger RNA from Heterotrigona itama, 3741 nucleotides. The record is from the annotation of a GenBank genome assembly. NCBI's taxonomy places the organism in Eukaryota, Metazoa, Arthropoda, Insecta, Hymenoptera, Apidae.
UUUUUUUUUUUUUUUAAUUAUUUACCGUAGAAACUAUUAUAAAAAGAAGAGAAAAAAACAACUUGAAACUAUAUUAUUACCUUUUACAAAAUUGCUAUAUGUUACUUAGAAAGGCUUUCAAAAAUAACAUAUGUAUAUCUACAUAUUUGAAUCGUAAUAAAUUGCAAACUUUACAUAAGUAAAAGUUUCUGUAGACUUAAAAAUUGAUAUAUCAUUUGUUCAGUUGUUUGAAAUUUCAUCGUAACCGUAUUCAAAAGUAUCCAAACAUUAUGUAAAGAUAAUUAUUGAAAUAAAUAAAAAAAGAAAAAAAGAAAUAUUCCAAUUCUCAUGCGUUUAUUUCAAUUUUCUGUUUAAUGUUUUCAAAAAAUGAAGUAAAGAUUUUAAAAUAGAACUUGUAGUGUAAUAUGUAUUGAAAGUCUGAAAAUAAUUAUUAAGCAAGUUGCAAAACUAACAGUGAUUGUAACAAUAAUAAAUAACAUUACUUAAUAUCGAAUGUUGUUAAUGUACAAGAUUAUUGGUGUAUUAUUUAUAUAGUUUUGAAAGGAAUUUCAGGCUUUCCUAUAAUAUUCACUGUAUGUCAUGAAGGUUUCGAGGUUAGAAUGACAUCGACAAAUUUCAACAAGAAAGGAAUAUUAGUAUAAAUCUAUUUUUGUAUCAUGCUUGAUGUAUAAUAGAAGAAUUUAGAGAAUAAAUAUUUAACGAAAUGGAAGAUAUUAAACUAAAUGAGGAUUCAACGCAAAUAUCACAAUUAUUUUUAACGCGUGUUUAUUACGCUGCUAAAGAUGGUAUGGCUAUUAUCCUUUAUAAUCUCCUCAGUAGUAAAGAUCCUAAGCUGGUGAAUCUCGUCAUUAAUCAAAAAGUAUUGGAAGAAGAUGGCCAACAUUGUACACCAUUGAUAAUAGCUGCCAGAUAUGGCCGUGAUAAAGUAGUUAAAAUACUACUUGAUAAGUUUAAGCCUGAUUUGGAACAGGAAGGGACAGUUAAAUUUGAUGGAUACGUUAUUGAAAAAGCAACCGCUUUAUGGUGUGCUGCUGGUGCAGGACAUUUGACAGUUGUGAAGAUAUUAGUAAAAGCUGGUGCUAAUGUCAAUCAUCCUACUAAAAGUUUGUCUACCCCUUUGAGAGCAGCUUGUUUUGAUGGACGGUUAGAUAUAGUGAAAUAUUUAAUAGAACAUAAUGCAGACAUAAAUAUUUUAAAUCAGUUUAAUAAUACAUGCCUAAUGAUUGCUGCGUAUAAAGGUCAUUUAGAUAUAGUGACCUUUCUUUUACAAAAAGGUGCGAAUCCAAAUGAGAAAGCAAAUUGUGAUACAACUGCAUUACAUUUAGCAGCUGAACGCGGACAUACUAAUAUAGUAUCUGAGCUAUUGAAAUAUGGAACAAACAUGACAAAAAAUAUUAGUGGGAUGACACCAUUAAUAGCAGCAGCAGAGAGAACUAGGGCUGAAGUUGUAGAAUAUCUAAUAAAAUAUGUAGAAGUUAGUAGAGAAGAAGCAAUUGAAGCAUAUGAGCUUCUUGGGGCUUCUUACGCUAAUGAUGAACGCAAUUAUUGUUUAACCAAAGCUUAUAAAUAUUUAUGGAAAGCAAUGAAGCACAGAUUCAGAGAUUCAGAUAAUAUUAUUUAUAAAAAAUUAGGUAAAAGUAUAAAAGCAUAUGACAAUUGGGAAGAAUGUGAUAAUCCAGAAAAAUUGAAAAGUAUUAGAAAUGAUCAAAAUGCUAUUCAUAUGGAAUCAUUAGCUAUUCGGGAAAGGAUAUUAGGUCAACAUAAUCCAAAAGUGCCACACCAUAUUAUAUUCAGAGGAGCAGUUUUUGCAGAUAGUGCUAGAUUUGAUAGAUGUAUAGAUCUUUGGCUUCAUGCUUUAUAUUUGAAACAAUUAAACAAUAUAUCAGUUGUGAAAGAUCUUUUAAGGUUUGCACAGGUAUUUUCACAAAUGAUACAUGUAGGAGUAGAUCUUGAUUUCUCUCAAGUUUUAAGUAUACUAGAAGCUUGUGUAACAGAACUUAGUCGUAAUAAAUCUAAACUUAAUAAUCCUGAUUCUGAAGAAGAUAUCGAACAAUAUAUUGAGGAAAUAGAAUCAAAUAUUACAACUACAUUAUACAUAUUGACAAUUUUAACAAAACUUUUAACAUUGAAUGAAAGUAGAUAUGAAGAACAAGAUAAAAAUAAGGCAUAUCAAUUAGUUCAUAAACUAUGUGCUCUACAAUUACAUCUAAAAGAUGGUCAAACAUUACUGCAUCUUGCUGUAAAUGCUGCCACUCUAGUAGAUGAUUUCCAUACUAAUCAUGUUUGCAAAUUUCCUUGCGCUGCAACGGCUAAAUUACUUAUAUGUUGUGGUGCUGAUGUAAAUGCAAUGGACAAUGAAAGGAAUACACCAUUGCAUGUUAUUGUUAGCUAUAGGGAACCUAUUAGUGAUUUUAUGACUCUUCAUUCCAUUAUUAUGGAUCUUAUAGAAGCAGGAGCACAUAUGGAUACAGUUAAUAGUAAUGGGAAGACUCCGUACGAUGCGGUCACUACAGGUGUAGCAGAAAUAAUACUAAGGACUCAAACAAAAUUAUCAUUAAAAUGUAUGGCUGCAAAAGUCGUAAACGCUUACAAUUUAUCAUAUUGUGGAAAUGUACCACGUUCUUUGGAAAGUUUCAUUGAACUUCAUGGACCAGGUCUUCAUCAGAGUUAAAAAAAUCAUUAUUAAACGUCAUGUUGCAUAGAUAAUUGUAUUAAGUGUGUAAUCAAUUCAAAUUUAUUCUUCAUGCUGUGAACUUUUUGAGAGAGUGUACAAAAUAUUUAAGAUAUAACAAUGAGAUUUUUUAUGAAUAUAAUACAAAAAUAACUUUUGUAUUGUGUAGAUAACGAAUUUUUAUAAAAAAGCACAUAUAUUUUUAAUGGACAGAGUCAAUGUUAACUAACGAUUAAUUUAAUAACUUCUGAAUAAUAAUGUUACUUUUUGAUCAUUCGUAGUAAAUUUAACAGAAAAGUGAAAAAUAGUAAGAUCAUUUAUGACAAAUGAAAUUCUUCUAUAUUUUUUAGAUCAUCAUAUUAUUCGUAUAUUUUGACUAUGUUUGUCAACGAUCUUCUUCUAUGUAUAGUAUUAUUAAUUAGUAACUGAAAAAAAACAUUAAUGAAAUAGAAGUAAUACAAUUUAUCCAUACAAUAUAACUAACUGGCUACUAUAUUAAAAAUUGUAAUUAAAUGUAAUAACGAUAUGAAUAAAUAAUAUAAUAUUAAUAUAAUAAAGAUAUGAUAUUCAAAAAUGUUUUCUAAAAUAAUCAUUAAAUAAUAAUUAUAAUAGUAAUAAAACAGAAGAUUUUUUACAUAUAUAUAAAUAAUACAUGUAGAAUCUAAGAUUCAGAACUAAAAUUCGAUUGGGAUUGGAAUUUUACUGAAAAUUGGAAUUUUACUGAAAAUUUCGAGAUCGUCCAAUUUCAACUCAUUCUGAAGCUUGGAUUUCCAAAUGUCUCUCUAAACGUUUCUAUUUUUACAUUUAACAUUUUGAAAGAACAAAUUUCAAUUUAUUAAUUUUAUUUUCAAUCACAAGAUUAUUAUAUAGCUUAAAUAUUUAAAUACACAAAUCAUAUUCGUUUAAUGCACAUAUAAAUGUAGAACAUGUAAUAUUAUACAAAUUGUUUUAUAUAUAUAUAUAUUAAUAUAUAUAUAUUAAUAUAUAUAUAUAUAUAUUUUUUUUUUUUUAAAGUGUCAUUACUAUAUAAUCAUCCAAAUAAUUGUCAAGAUGUAAUCAAACUUUUAUGA